Helobdella robusta is the source of this 201-nucleotide messenger RNA. RefSeq lists its product as hypothetical. The annotation marks the transcript as partial. Lineage: Eukaryota; Metazoa; Annelida; Clitellata; Rhynchobdellida; Glossiphoniidae. The transcript has a single exon. The record is from RefSeq and is a predicted model, not a curated record.
CGUAGAAGAAUUGACAUCUAUUGCUUUCAGGAUACCCGAUGGAAAUCGAAUGGUGUCUGUCAUAUCAACUCAGACAAAGAAAAAUAUAAAUUAUUCUGGAAUGGUCAAAAGACGGCCAAAAAUGGUGUUGGAAUUUUUGUCAAAGAACCGCUAGCCCAAGAAGUACUGGAUAUUAAAAGGAUCAGCUCACGUCUCAUGUAG